GUGACUUUAGCUGUGGAGUCUGGCCUCAGCACAGCUCCCACCCAGCUUUCUAGGGACAUCGGGCUCACGGGACAUCGGGCUCACGGGACUCAAUGGGACUUGGGCUGUGGAGUCUGGCCUCAACACAGCCUGCUAGGGACGAUUCAGGGUACGGGUGGUCUGUGCACACAACAGGGACAGUUCAGGAAACGGGUGGUCUGUGCACACAACAGGGAAAGUUCAGGACACGGGUGGUCUGUGCACACAAUAGGGACAGUUCAUGACACGGGUGGUCUGUGUGCACAACAGAGACAGUUCAGGACAUGGGUGGUCCUGUGCGCACAACAGGCACAGUUCAGG
Molecule: messenger RNA, 339 nt
Organism: Staurois parvus
Lineage: Eukaryota; Metazoa; Chordata; Amphibia; Anura; Ranidae
Source: the annotation of a GenBank genome assembly